UUGAGCCAACAUGGCGCCGACACGACAGAGUUUCAUGGCAGCUGGUCUUGUUGCUACGGGAAGCUAGACGAGCAUUAGCCCAGGUUUCCAAGCUAAGACAAGGUAGUGAAGAUAUCCAAAGGUAAACACAUAGAUGGCGCGAGUGGUGUUCCUCCAUCCAGACCUGGGUAUUGGUGGUGCAGAGCGACUGGUGGUUGAUGCUGCUGUCGCUCUUAAGGCUCAGGGGUGUAGUGUUCAGAUCUGGACGGCACAUUAUGAUCCAACACACUGCUUCUCUGAAACCCUGGACCCAGACCUGCCUGUAGUAUGUGUGGGUGACUGGCUUCCCACUGGUGUGUUUGGCUACUUACAUGCCCUGUGUGCCUACCUGAGGAUGAUCUAUGUGGCUCUCUACCUGGUGUUCCUCAGUGGGGUGGAGUAUGAUGUCAUCUUCUGUGAUCAGGUGUCGGUGUGUAUCCCAGUGCUGCGUCUGUCCCGUCACAGGAAGAAGGUUCUGUUUUACUGUCACUUCCCAGACCAGCUGCUGACCCAGAGAAAGUCAACUUUGAAGAAGCUUUACCGCGCUCCCAUUGACUGGCUGGAGGAAUACACCACGGGCAUGGCUGAUAUGAUUCUGGUAAACAGCCAGUUCACUGCAGGCAUCUUCAGGGAGACCUUUCAUAGUCUAAGUAGAGUCCAGACAGAUGUCCUCUAUCCUUCCCUCAAUACGCGUACCUUUGACCAGCCGUCCACUGAAGCACAAGGCCUUGAAGGGCUGCUCCCUGAGGAAACCUCCUGCCUGUUUCUCUCUCUGAACCGAUAUGAGAGAAAGAAGAAUCUGGGCUUGGCUCUGGAGGCUCUGGCAGCCCUGAGGAGCAGCCUUCCUCCAGGCCAGAGAGCAGGCAUUCACUUGGUGGUGGCGGGUGGCUAUGAUGACCGAGUUACUGAGAAUGUUGAACAUUACACUGAACUGAAAGAGCUGGCAGCGCAGCUCCAUUUGGAGGACUGUGUCACUUUCUUGCGCUCCCCUUCUGAUUCACUGAAGGUGGCGCUGCUGCGGGGCAGCGCUGCUGUGCUCUACACCCCGAGCAGAGAGCAUUUUGGUAUAGUUCCCGUUGAGGCCAUGUACUGCUGCUGCCCUGUUAUCGCUGUGAACUCUGGGGGCCCCCUGGAGAGCGUGGCAGACCAGGAAACGGGCUUCUUGUGUGAGCCCACAGCCGAAGCCUUCUCUAAGGCCAUGGAGAGGCUCGUCAGGGAGCCACAGCUCCGCAGGGACAUGGGACAAGCUGGAAAGAGGAGGGUACAAGAUAAGUUCUCUCUUCAGGCCUUCUCAGACCAGCUGUAUGGGUACAUUGUCAGGCUGAGCCAGUGAUGUGAAGCUGGAGGAGAGGCAAGAGAAAACCAGUGAAAUUGUGGAAAAACGAUCCUCUGCUGAACUGUGAAACUGAAGACUGGGGUCUGAGUUGAAGUGGAUGUCUUCUAACAGAGAAUGUAUGUGUAUAUGUGCAGGUAGGUGGUGGGGUAUUAUGAGGACUUAGAGGACAAUUAAUCAGCAUUCCCUUGCAGUGGUUGCUGAGAGGAAAAAAAGGAUGGAAUCUCUAUACUAAUUAAGAAAAGAGUAACGAGUUUACCUACCCUAUCUCUGGAAAAAUACCACCCCUGCAAGUGUGUACGAGCGUCCGUGUGUAAUUGUGCAUGUGUAGCAGCGUGGCAACCAAGAGCCCAGCAAAUGAGUGUACCAAAAGGAUUGAUUGUUAGAGUGAAAUGUUUUGCACUGUGUAUGUUUUUUUCUUGCUUUUCUACAGUAGUCUUUGUCUUUGUGUGUUUGGGGGUUGAAGAAGAAGAAUGUAGUUACAACUAUGUGCCAUCAGGCAGUACACAGUCUCAGAUCGAUAAACAAGAUGCUUUCCGCUACUUCCUGUCCACCCAGAGCUUAGCUUCACAAGAUGCUGACAGAGAGUGUUUGGCUUUAUUAGAGGUCUGGCUGAUGGGCAGUGUGCCUGUGUCUGGGUCAUUAUCAGCGAGGAGAAUAGCAGAAGGUCAUUGUGUCUGCGCACUGGCCUCCUCAGCCCUCCUACUGUAUAGAAAUGCUCUUAUUGACAUUCCUGAAGUCUUAAUAAACAAGAGGACAAAUAGUUUCCUGACUCUUA
Messenger RNA from Seriola dumerili (greater amberjack), 2129 nucleotides. It is a transcript of the gene alg2, whose product is annotated as ALG2, alpha-1,3/1,6-mannosyltransferase. The coding region runs from base 134 to 1351 and encodes 405 amino acids. Gene Ontology annotation, molecular function: alpha-1,3-mannosyltransferase activity; GDP-Man:Man(1)GlcNAc(2)-PP-Dol alpha-1,3-mannosyltransferase activity. The record is from RefSeq and is a predicted model, not a curated record. The transcript has 5 exons. Lineage: Eukaryota; Metazoa; Chordata; Actinopteri; Carangiformes; Carangidae.